AUGGUAGGAGACAUGUGUUUCCUCUACAAGGAUAUUCUUGUUAUAAAGCCUCCCAAGAAAUCCCCAAUGUUGUUAAGGACGGCGUUUUUUAUGUUUUCAAUGGUCAGCGUUGUUUCAAUCUUCUAUGUAUGUAUAAAGCAGAUAGGCACCGAAGCGAGGACUAUGUUUACGGACUUCAAAGUCAUUGGUAACCUUACUCAAAGUAGAGUUAAGCAAAUGAAUCCUAACAUACUACAUUAUCCUGAACCUUUAUCCUUUAGCAGGAAUGAGUGUGCUCCUAAUCCUGUCAUGUUUUUUGCAAUAUUGUCGAAUCAGAGAUCGGGCAGUGGGUGGUUUGAGACCCUUUUGAAUAGCCACGUUAAUGUGAGCUCGAACGGAGAGAUAUUUUCUAUUAGAGAGAGAAGGAAAAAUGCUUCUUCCAUUUUGAAGACUUUGGAUAGAGUAUAUAAUUUAGACUGGCUCAAUAGUGCUUCCAAGAACGAGUGUUCUGCAGCAGUUGGACUCAAGUGGAUGCUCAAUCAGGGAUUAAUGGAGCACCACAAGGACAUAGAAGAAUACUUCAAGCGUAGAAGCGUUUCUAUCAUAUUUCUUUUCAGGAGAAACUUACUACGCAGAAUGGUAUCUAUGCUAGCCAAUUCCUAUGAUAGUCACGCCAAGCUAUUGAAUGGAACACAUAAAUCUCAUGUACACUCUGCAGAAGAGGCUGAUAUUCUUUCAAAGUACAAGCCUAUCAUAAAUUCUACAUCAUUGGUGGACGACUUGAAGGACAUGGAGAUGAAAUCUGCAACGGCUUUACAAUACUACAAUAGCUCUCGGCAUAUGAUCCUUUACUACGAAGAUCUUAUGAGAAAUCACACUAAGCUAAACGACGUGCAAGACUUUUUAGGAUUGCCACGAAUGGAGUUAACGAGCCGUCAAGUUAAGAUACAUAAAGGACCAUUAUCAGAUCAUAUUCAGAACUGGGACGAUGUUAACAAUGCAUUGACAGGAACUGAAUAUGAGAGUUUCCUUGAAGCUGACUAUUAG
Lathyrus sativus (Indian pea) is the source of this 1026-nucleotide messenger RNA. The record is from the annotation of a GenBank genome assembly. NCBI's taxonomy places the organism in Eukaryota, Viridiplantae, Streptophyta, Magnoliopsida, Fabales, Fabaceae.